Messenger RNA from Moneuplotes crassus, 1356 nucleotides. Lineage: Eukaryota; Ciliophora; Spirotrichea; Euplotida; Euplotidae. The record is from the annotation of a GenBank genome assembly.
UUUUUCAUCGACAAAAUUGAAGAAAUUCUUACAAAAUUUACCUGCAAUUUAAGCUCUAGCUGGCCUCUUCAGAGGAGAAGUUAGGAGGUUGUAGAAGAAAUACUGCUGCUUCUUGAAUAGGAGGACUAGAAACAUCAUGAAUCAGAAGACUCCAAUCCAAAGAUGGAAUAAUAGCUUAGUAUCAGACGCAGGAUUUUGGUGUAGAUAGUGCUCAUCACUCUGAUGAUUCAUAUUCACUCGAGAUUCUAUUGGUCUUAACUCAAAAGGUAUUCUAGAAUUGCUACACGUAGUUCAUAAUUCAGAAGAAUCUGCAAAGUAAUAUUCUGAAACUGAAUAUCCUGUCAGACACAUCACCAUGCACAUCACUAUAGUCAACGAAAGCAUGAGCCCCUUCUGAAGUAAGUCUCCGAAGCCUCCUUCUUCUUGGUUAAAAAUGGAAUCAUUAUUGUUCCUUACCAGCUUAAGCAUAGUUUCUUCAGGGGAGGCAUUGUUCUCAUGAAAAGAUAAAGAAUCGUUCAUUUCAGGCUCUUCAAACUCAAAUUCUGAUUCGUUCUUUACUUCUCCAGGAGAAUCUGUUGAAAUGGCAUUAGAACUACUCUCUUUUAUGAUCUCUUCCUCUUCGCCAGUCUUAACACGCUUCAUACCUCCAAAAGAGGUAAUAAUGGUCAGUAGAUUCUUGACUUGAUCUUGUAACUGUCUCUUCUCCGCUUUUAAGACCAUGUUCUCCUGCUCCAUUUGAUUUGACCGUGCUUGGAUUUUCUGGAGCCUUGAUUCAACAGUCUCCAUUUUACUAGCUCUCUUAUCCCGAGCACGUAGGGCUGAUUCCCUAUUCUGUUGUCUCUUCCUAGCUUUCUUAUAUCCCUCCGGAUCCUUAUCAUAUUCAAAAGUUCCAUAUUGAUCGACAAUAACUUGGUUAUUUAUACUGCUCUUGCUUCUUUCUUCUCUUCUCAGAGGAUGGGUAAUUAGACGUAGUCUCUCCUGAGGCACUACUCUCGCUCUUCUGCUGCGCUUUGAGGACUCUUUUUCUGCCUCUUUUGGCACUUUUUCUAGAACUUUCUUCUGAAUUAGCGCUUUUGCGCUUUUCCCUGAUAACAUCUGUUUUUAUAACUAUUGCAGUUUCACUCAGUUUGUGACGGAUUUUGGUUGCACAAAGGCUUCCUUGUUCAUUGCUAUAGGGUCAUUUUCGUACUGGAUUUUAUAUGGAUUUUAAUUAGAUAAGUCAAAUGGGAGUCGGGUUUUUAGAAAAACAAACAAUUAUUCAUGAAUUUUGAUAAAAGUGGAAUGUCGUGGAUGGCAAGAGAAUUAAUAGAGGAAAGUGGACUUACUCAGCCAUUUCUAUAUCUUUGGAACUUUUUG